CUCUGGUCGUCUAGCUAUCUGCCAAAGCUAUUCUGACGUCCCUCAGGGUGGCAUGUAUACCAACAUAUUCAGUGACUUGCCAAAUCAAGUUAUCCUCGGGACCUUUACACCUUUUGGAUGUGGUAGCAUUUCUUUUCCUAAAAGAAAAAUAAUAGCAAUGAUGUUUAAUCAGGAUGGAGGAAUGGUGAUCAGCAAAAAAGGACACAUCUUAAGGGAAUGGAUGUGGCCAUCAAAGGGAAAACUUGAUGAUCCAGUUGAAGUUUGGGUGAAUAGGUUCAUCACUGUGAAGAUUUCUGGGCGUUUUGCCAUCACUUUGGUCUACAAAUGGCAUCCCCAAAGCCUGAAGCUAUCUCUGGCACCUGUAAAAUGCAAGCCUUGUCCUCCAUGCUUACCUGAGAUGUCAUGCCCUGAUACCAAUCCCACCUCCAGAGAAGCCAGGGAGUUAUUCAAGGCCUACAAAAUGAAGUGCAAGCAACUGAGAUUCACAACACAGAACGCAGAUCCUUCAAGUUUAGCAGAUCCAGUGGAUAUAGAUACAUUUGAUCCAUCAAUGGACAUAAGCCCUUUGCAUGACAUUAUCACAGCUAUCAAAUUAAGAAGACUACAAAGGAAGGUCAAGCACAUCUUCUUUGACUGGCUGAAUCACUACAGAUUUACAUUGGGAAUGGAAUCACUGCACCUUUGCAAAACGCCAGUGUUUUUUCCACAAAAAAUGAUCAGGAAACAAGAAGUGUCAUCAGCAAAACUUUCUCUAAAACAAGGUGCAAAAGAAAAGGAUGAAGAAAAGGAGUAUCUUCGAUACCGAAAUACUUUCUUGGAGCUGAAGGGUGUCUUUAAGCCUUUGCCUCUCCAUGGCAGCCGGAGGACCCCAACUAGCCAUCAGUCCCUCCGGGUUCCCCUUCCCAUUGAAAGCAAGGAUACAAGGUUUGCUUCCCCCCUGUUCUGCCCUGUGGUCCUAAGGAGAAUGUUGUGCGGGCAGGAAGGGGACAUAUGCCGAUGUAGCUCUCACAACAUCCCUGAAGUGACAGACCUGGAGUAUGAUCACCUUAUAAGCAGACAGCUGGCCUCUGUGGAUCAGAUCGUCGUAGUCUGUGUGUUCUCACCCAUGGGAAACGACAAGACUAUAAAUGAAGUGGACAAAAUGUACAGGGAACUGAAUAGAUCUAGAAGCAUGCCCUGCAUUCAGAGUCGUUUGGAUUCCUUUCGAUUGCUCAAAUACAAUAUCAUCUCUGCAUCUAAAUUUACAGGCAGCAAUUGUCCACUUCUCAUUCAAAGGCACAAUGUUGUCCCAGGAAUAUUUUUGAUGUACAUUCGGGGAAGAUUACUAUUUGCCAACUUUGUUUUCAAUGGCUAUAGCACAUCCUCUAAAGACCUUCAAAAGCAAAUUGUGAAGACGAGGAAUGAUUACCAAAGGGGAUAUUUCCUACCCGAUGACUUCAGAAUCUGGGCUUAAUCUUUUCAUGUCUUGGAAAUGAAGAUGUAUUACUCUCUAAACAACAAAACCAAAAGCCAAAGAAAUUCUUAAUAGCAUGUGGUAUCCAAUUCAAAUAGAAAAUACUGUAGAAAAAGUUAACUUGAGUGGACCAGUCUUAAUCAGCGCCAAAGAGUGAUAGUAUAGAACUAACUUUAGAGCUAGUAAAGUAUGAAAAUGAAAUGGUUCCUUUUAUUUUGGGAGCACGCAUAGAAUCCUGUACGUUCACAUGUUAAAGACAGCAGUGAAACAAGUAAUGAGAAAUAACUGCCACAAAAUCCAUUCACUUAAGCAUAAUCUGCUUUUUCUGGUUUUUAUUCUGGGUCUAUUCCCUUUUACUUUAUACAUAAUUCUAACUAGCUUAGUCAUCUGGUUUCCAAAGCAACAGCAGAUCAGAAGGCACAUUCAUUAUGAAGGUGGAGAAAGGCUACUAUCACAGGCACACUAGAGCAAAAAGUGAAAUAAAUGGAGGAAUCAGAAUGAUGAUUUAAAAACAAAGCUGUGAAAGCUAAAACAAGCACAGCAGAAUGGAGCCAUUUAGUACCGGGACAAAGACCUCUCAGCACCUAAUUAGUCUAGUAGAGUAUAACAACUCAUGACUAUUUUGA
Messenger RNA from Otolemur garnettii (small-eared galago), 2079 nucleotides. RefSeq lists its product as uncharacterized. Bases 53 to 1453 code for a protein of 466 amino acids. The record is from RefSeq and is a predicted model, not a curated record. NCBI's taxonomy places the organism in Eukaryota, Metazoa, Chordata, Mammalia, Primates, Galagidae. The transcript is spliced from 10 exons.